AUGGCGGAGAAGCUGACGCCGGAGCAGGUCGACGAGUGCAAGGAAAUCUUCGACCUGUUCGACGCCGACGAGGACGGCAAGUCACCAUCCCCCUCGUACUCCGAUCCACCGCGUCGCAUCGCCACGGGCGAGCUCGUGACGGCGCUGCGGUCCCUGGGCCAGAACGUGGACGAGGCGGAGGCGCAGCGCUUCCUGGAGGACGCGGGCGCCGGCGCCGGCACCAUCGACCUCGCGGCGUUCCUUGCCGUGGCGGCGAGCAAGAUGGGCGCCAGGCAGUCGGAGGAGCGCCUCGCGGAGUGCUUCGACGUGUUCGAUGACGCCCGCAGUGGGUCCAUCCCCGCGGAGCAGCUGCGGCAGGUGAUGGUGAGCCACGGCGACCGGCUCACGGAGGAGGAGGCCGACGCGAUGCUCCGCGAGGCCGACCCCAGCGGCGAGGGCCGCGUCGAGUACAAGCACUACGUCAAGGUGCUGCUCAGGGACAAGUAG
This is a messenger RNA of Miscanthus lutarioriparius, 486 nucleotides long. NCBI's taxonomy places the organism in Eukaryota, Viridiplantae, Streptophyta, Magnoliopsida, Poales, Poaceae. The record is from the annotation of a GenBank genome assembly.